This is a messenger RNA of Ceutorhynchus assimilis (cabbage seed weevil), 2477 nucleotides long. The record is from the annotation of a GenBank genome assembly. Lineage: Eukaryota; Metazoa; Arthropoda; Insecta; Coleoptera; Curculionidae.
GUUCUCGGUCGCGGUCGCUUCGCUCGAUCAAAUACCCACGAUCUGUUGAAUAGUAUGGAAGUGUUUUGUGAAACGAAAAAUUCGGUUUUUCGCGAUUAUUAUCAAAGAACUCACGAUUUAUAACAGACAUUUUUGACUUGGAGUUUCUUAACUCUGCUUUUUGCUAUUUGUCGAGCUCAGAAUCCAAGGGAAAACAGUUAAAAUGUGGUGUCUAAUCAGUCAGGCCAAUUCUGUUGUUUUUGAAGUCAGGGUUGAUCCGAAAUCUAUUGGACAAGAAUGUCUUGAGAAGAUAUGUAGUUACUUGGGCAUCUCUAACGAAUCAGACUAUUUCGGCUUGAAAUACGAAAACACCAAAGGCGAAGAAUUAUGGUUGAAUCUAAGAAACCCCAUUGACAGACAGGUUAAUUGUCACGGACACACUGCGCCCCUCAGAUUUGCUUUGAGAGUGAAAUUUUGGGUGCCGCCUCAUUUGCUUUUACAAGAAAAUACAAGGCAUCAAUUUUAUCUUCAUGCCAGAUCGGAUCUCAUAGAAAAACGCCUCGUGACCAACGAUUGGGAUGGAGUUUCCAGAAUAAUUUCGCUUAUUGCUCAAGCCGAGACUGAGGAUUAUGACUCUUUGCAUCCACCGCACAAUUUAUACGUACAGGCCUCUACAAUAACAAGUGGCUGCCAAACCCCAAAACCAAACGAUCUUCUCCAAAGAAUCAUCGCCGAACACAAAAAGCUCAAAGGCAUGAAACGAUGCACCGCCGAGUAUUGGCUUCUGAAAGAGAUUUCCGAUUUCGAAUCUUUCGGCGAAGAAGUUUUCAGCAAAACUCAGGGAAAUAUUCAUCUUGCUGUCGGGCCUCAUGGAAUUACAAUUUACGAUAAAUCCGUUCCCGAAAAGCAACUAAUUUCCUUCACGAACAUCGUGAGCGCCUCCUCACAUCGAAGGACUUUCAAGUUGGAAUAUUUCUCAUGCGAAAACAAGGAAACCGUUUUAGAAGUCAAGUUGGAUUCUAGUCAUAACGCUAGCAGUUUGUACAGGGCGAUUACUGAAAAACAUGCAUUUUAUAGUUGUGAAACCGUUCGCAGUGCCGUAACAGCUCAAUUCAUUCGCGAUCUAAAAGGAACCAUAGUUUCGAUUUUCAACGAAGAUUCCACUUUGGGCAAAAAGUACGUGUUCGAUAUUAGGCGAACUUGUAGAGAAGUGUACGAUAAUGCCAGAAGGGCCAUUUACCAGGAAAGCCAAGCGCGACUGGCUUUGGAAACUGAAAACCCUAGCGGAUCGGGAUGCGAUGGAGAACAUUGCAAAGACUCCGAAAAACUUUCCAGAAUGAUGGAAGCGAUGACCUGCAAAAUUUGUAUGGACAACCGACUGGAUUCGGUAUUUAUGCCCUGCGCACACGUCGUGGCUUGUUCCGAGUGCGCAGUAAGAAUCGACAGAUGCCCUUUGUGUCGCAGCGAAAUCACGCAAGCGCAGAAACUGUACAUGCCUUCUUGGUAGAGGUGAUUUCAAGAAAAAUUUUGGGAUUUUUUUUUGUGUUAACAGUAUUUUUUUUUCCAAAAUUUUUCAUUUAUGUUUGAUCUCAUUCAUACCUUCUGCUAUAGUAUUAGUUGUGAUCACUGAAAACAUGAAACCAAAAAUAUUUUCCUAUCAUUGACAAUCUUUCAAAAAAAAAAAAAAAAAUGACUGGAAAUAUUUUGACUAAGUAGAUAAAUUCCUCUCUAACAUUAUUGUGAUCCUUAUUAUAUUUUUGAUUUUUAUUCUCACAUUGAGACUGGAUUUGUUUUUACUAUGUAAAAAUUCAUUUUUCACUUAAAACUGUACUGAUACUGGGCUCCUUCGUUUUUUUUCCUCCUUUAUCAUCCCAGUUUUUUAGGGAUGAUAGAUUUUUAAUUUCAACUUGGAAGGGGCCAAAAAAAACUAUUUUGACAAUAUAGAUACUUAAAUGAUAAAAAAUAAAUUUUAGUCAUUAUAUCAAUGCAAGAUAAAUAAAUAUGUAGGUUUAUAUAUGUUCAACAAUAAGUGUCUCGUAUAUUAUAUAAUAUAGAUACAUAUUAUAAGUACCUAAGUAGAAUUUAAAAAAAAAAAAAACACUGUUCGAAGUAUGUAGACUUAUUUUGUAAUAUUAUAUGAGUGUAUUUCAAAUAGUAAAUACAUCCCUGAUCUGUGUUAGUAGGAUAAUACUUUAUUUUGUGAUACCCCAAUGCAUUCAUAGUUUUUAUUUUAAUAAUUAUUAAUUGUUGUGAGAAAGCUAAUAUUGUUUUUUUUUUCUACUUUUCUUAUUAGAAUUAUUGUUUCAUUUCGCUUUUAUAUUAACUAUAAUGUGUACUAAUUAUUAUUAUAGAUGUUAUAUUUCAUAAACAAGCAUGAAUAAGUGUUGCAAAAAAAAAAUAUGUGUCAUAAUAUUGGCAAUUAUUAUAAAUUAUUAAUUUUCGUUUUUUUUUUUGACAGUUGGUAUAAGCACUUUUUGCCAAUUAAAAAAACAUGUUUA